CAGCAUUAUUCUACGCAGGAGAUAUCGCGCGUUUGACAAGACAGACACAAAUGGCCGCUACACCCCCACCGGAAGAGUCCCUCAAUGACAACAGCCCAAGCGCGCAAGAGGACCUUCCACAAGCCCAGAGACAGCGUCAGCAGCAAACCGCUACGAAACCGCGUCGCCCACGCCAGCAGAAGCCCGACUUCUUCCAGGCUUCACAGGCCCCAGACAAGACAUCCGGCGCCUUGCAACGACAGAACCGGCGCCAGCGCCAACGACGACAGAAUGCCCCUUCUUCAUCCGACACCUCGGUCGACGAGUCCAUCAGAGACACACGGGAGGAGCAGCCCACGACGACCCUGCAGGGAAGCAAUGCGAACUGGUCGCUCGAGCAGAAUCCCGAGAAAGAAGAUACCGGGCUGAAGUUGCGGCUGGAUUUGAAUCUCGAUAUCGAGGUGGAGCUGAAGGCGAAGAUUCAUGGCGAUAUUACUUUGGCGCUCUUGUCCUGAAGCGUUUUUUUCCUGUGUUGAUCGACUGUAUGGAAUGACCCUUGACGCCCACUGUCAUCAUGAAUUGAGAUCUUCUUUCAAAGGAGACUGCUUAAAGCCUGCUCGAUGUCUUGUCGUGCAAUAGCAUGGAGGCUCCAAGUCACUUACUUGUCUUUGUACAACUACGUACAAGCCACCUAGCCGAAAACACACUUCAAAGCACUCUCCCCGAUGAACACCAUCAUGUAUAUACAUAGUAUC
Molecule: messenger RNA, 734 nt
Organism: Aspergillus homomorphus CBS 101889
Lineage: Eukaryota; Fungi; Ascomycota; Eurotiomycetes; Eurotiales; Aspergillaceae
Exons: 2
Coding region: 51-494 (147 amino acids)
Source: RefSeq, a predicted model, not a curated record